AUGGCGGUUCCUUUUUUCAAUCUCGCUCCCGAUAUGACAGUGUCGAGACUCUGCUUAGGGACCAUGACUUUCGGCGAGCAAAACACAUUGCCUCAAUCCUUUCAACUCCUGGAUAAGGCCCUCGAUUCUGGAAUCAAUUUCUUUGAUUCUGCUGAAAUGUAUCCAGUGCCGCAGCGUGCAGAAACUCAAGGAAGAAGUGAGGAGUACUUCGGCCGUUGGAUGCGAAGUCGAAAAAUCCCUCGCGACCGUGUAAUCUUUGCUACAAAGGUUAGUGGACCAUCUGGUCAGAUGACUUGGAUUAGAAAUGGACCUGAAAGUCUGGACACUUGGAAUAUAACUGAGGCCAUUGACAACAGUUUACUACGUCUGCAAAGUGACUACAUUGACUUGUAUCAAAUUCAUUGGCCUGAUCGCUAUGUUCCUGUGUUUGGAGAAACUGAGUAUGAUCCAACCCAAAAUUAUUCAUCUGUGAGUAUUGAUGAACAACUUAGUGCUUUAGCCAAAGCCAUUGAUGCUGGUAAGAUAAGAUACAUCGGGCUAAGUAAUGAAACACCAUAUGGUCUUAUGAAGUUCCUACAUGUUGCCGAAUGUGGAUCUGGCUAUCCCAGGAUAGUAUCUGUGCAGAACUCGUACAACCUGCUCUGCCGAACUUUUGAUUCAGGGAUGGCUGAAUGCUGUCAUCAUGAGAGGGUAAGCUUAUUAGCCUACAGCCCUCUGGCCAUGGGAAUCCUUUCAGGGAAGUAUCUCUCACUUGAUGGGUGUCCGGCUGAUGCUCGUCUGAAUCUCUUCAGAGGGCGUUAUGUCGAAGGGGAGUCGAGAUACAACUUGUCAAGUGGUUUAAUUAGAAAAACUACUGAAUUGUACCUUGACAUUGCUGCAAAUUAUGGCAUUCAUCCAGUUUCUCUUGCAAUAGCUUUCGUUUUGAGGCACCCUCUUGUUGCAAGUGCUGUUUUUGGAGCGACAAAGCCAUGGCAACUUGAAGAGGUACUGGAUGGUUGCAGAGUCGAGCUUAUUCCCGAAAUAGUUGCAGAAAUUGACAGGGUGCAUUCUGCGUUUCCAAAUCCCUGUCCCUGA
This is a messenger RNA of Fraxinus pennsylvanica, 1074 nucleotides long. The record is from the annotation of a GenBank genome assembly. Lineage: Eukaryota; Viridiplantae; Streptophyta; Magnoliopsida; Lamiales; Oleaceae.